Effrenium voratum is the source of this 894-nucleotide messenger RNA. Lineage: Eukaryota; Dinophyceae; Suessiales; Symbiodiniaceae. The record is from the annotation of a GenBank genome assembly.
AUGGACGUGGCCGCGCAGUGCCGCAUCGCGGCCAGGAAGUUCACGCAGACGGACUGCGCGGAGAGCUCCACCGAGGCCAUGGGCCUGGGCCUGGAGGCCCUCAACGCCGCCCUGGCCUGCGCCGAGGUCACAGAGACCACCGCGGCAGAGCUGCAGAGCAAGGAGGGCACCGAUGAGGGCGACCGCUUUGUGGGUGCAGCCGUGAGGGCCUCCCUGGCCGCGGCCACCGCCUCCAACGCGGCGAUGUCCGCGGCCAUCGCGGCGGUGGAGGGCAACCGCCAGGUGAUCCAGGCAGCGCACGCAAAGACGGAACCUGCUGAGGCUGAGGAAGAGGAGGCCCAGGAGGCCAAGUCGGAGAAGUCGGAGUCAGAUAGGUCUGAGCAGCCGGAAGAGACUCGGCGUGUGUCGGAGGAUUUGGGCGUCAGGAGGCAGAUCACCCAGAGGAACAACAACCACAAGGUGCUUCAAAGACUGAACGCCGAGAUCCUGACGCACCAGAAGAACGUCCGGCAGUUCCUGCAGGCCAACCGCCAGCUGAUCCCGGAAGUGACCUGCGAGGCCAAGGGCAAGGCGCACAUGCUGUUGCAGGACUAUGCUUGUGAGGUGCGACUGGAGUUGCAGCAGCUUCCAGUGGAGGAGCUGCUGCCGGCGCUGAAGAGCUGCGGUCUGCUGGCGCCCCUCUUCCAGAAGCAGGUCCUCGCCAUCCCGGUCUGCCCCAAGACCCGGGUCUUAAAGAUGACCGCGCUCUACGAUCUGCAGACCACUCUGCAGGUGCUGGAACUGGAAGUCUUUCAGCCGGUGCGGCAGAAGUUGGGCAAGGCUGAUCACGCGCCUUUGGAUGAGAUAGUGCAGCACGUUGACAAGGAGCUUCGCAGUUACACAGGGGAGGACUGA